AUGGCCCUACCGCGGCCAACACACCAGUUUACAAUCCCAUCGGUUUAUGACGACGUUCAGCUUCAAUGUAGGCUAUAUCAUCCCAUCCACUUGAAGCCCUCGGAUAAGAAAUCUACAUGGACGAAGAAAGGUGCUAUGGUAGCCCAUCCAUACGCACCUCUAGGCGGUUGCUACGAUGACCCAGUUGUGGCUAUCAUUGCGGAUGAGCUAUUGAAGGCAGGAUAUAUUGUAGGCACUUUCAACUUACGGGGCGCGGGCGGGUCACAAGGGCGAACAAGCUGGACAGGAAGACCUGAACUCGGCGAUUUUGUCUCAUUCUAUGCGUUUCUGGUGUAUUACAUCUUGGGCCUAGAUCCUAUUUCAAAGCCCUCAUCUGAUACAGCUACGGGGAGUGGCUCAGCUAGGGGCGAACCAAGCCGAGCUGAGAUUAUAGUAUCGGGGUAUUCCUAUGGGUCAAUGCUGGCUACUUAUCUACCGUCUCUAGAGAGUAUCCAAAUAGCAUUCGAAGAGCACAAGGAAGCCAAGGCGCCUGUCAAAAUUCUGCAAGAGGCCCAUAACAUGUCCUCCAAAUGGAACAGGGGCAUCGGAUCACAGGACGACGCUAACCAACCAUGUUAUCCAGCUCAUUCCAUCGAAACUACCGAGAGUAAUGAUAUCAACAUAUCAUAUCUCCUCGUGUCCCCUAUCCUACCACCAAUUUCCCUCUUUACAGCCACAGCUCUUCUUACGUCAACCUCUAAGCUCACAACAACCAUACAAGGCAAACUCCUCCAAGGUUCAGACCUCCAUACUAAGGCUUCAGAGCACCGGACUCUGGCGCUAUACGGAGACAGAGACGGCUUCACCUCGUCUAAAAGGUCAAAUGAUUUGUGUGAAGAACUGAAGAAACUAGAACACUCACGGUUCGGGAGUGUCCUGGUUGAGGGAGCAGGUCAUUUUUGGCAUGAAGAUGAAGCAGAAGUUCAGAUGAGAAACGCAAUUCGUAACUGGAUUGCGACUGACGAUAUUUAUCCAGAUCUGUAUAGCAAUACUACAAUCUGA
Arthroderma uncinatum is the source of this 1041-nucleotide messenger RNA. RefSeq lists its product as uncharacterized. The coding region runs from base 1 to 1041 and encodes 346 amino acids. The record is from RefSeq and is a predicted model, not a curated record. Lineage: Eukaryota; Fungi; Ascomycota; Eurotiomycetes; Onygenales; Arthrodermataceae. The transcript is spliced from 2 exons.